This is a messenger RNA of Physella acuta, 1407 nucleotides long. RefSeq names its product mitogen-activated protein kinase kinase kinase 2-like. Gene Ontology annotation, molecular function: ATP binding; protein kinase activity. NCBI's taxonomy places the organism in Eukaryota, Metazoa, Mollusca, Gastropoda, Physidae. Gene Ontology annotation, biological process: protein phosphorylation. The record is from RefSeq and is a predicted model, not a curated record.
AUGAGCUCAACUGUUUAUUAUGAUGGCUGUUUUAUUGGAGAUGGAGAGCAGCAACCAACAAAUUGGAAACUCGGCACUGUUAUAGCAACUGGAAAAUUCACGAAAGUUUCUCUAGUUGUAGAUAACAAAGGGUUACAAGCAAGACAAUGUGCUGUUAAACAGCUUUUCAUUUCUGAUGACAUUGAUGAAGCUUCCCGGAAAAGUAUUGACGUGGAAAUCACAGCCCUAAAGAAAGCCACUCAUCUGAGAAUCGUUGAUUACUAUGGCUACAGCAGAACAGACAGAGUGUUCUCGUUGUUUAUAGGAUAUAUGCAACAGGGUUCGUUAGCUAAAUACAUACAAUCAGAGAAGGAUGGACACCUUACCGAGUUGCAAACUUCACAUUUUACUCAGCAAAUUCUUGAGGGCCUUGAAUAUCUACAUCAAAGCCGAAUAAUUCAUAGGGACAUCAAAGGUUCAAAUAUUUUAAUGCAAGACAAGAAUAACAUAAAGAUAUCAGACUUCGGAGUAGCUAAGAUUCUUAAUACACUGUCACGCGCAAACACGCAGGGAACAGGAACAAUCAACUGGAUGGCACCAGAAUUGUUCCAGGAAGUGCCAUAUAACAACAAAGUUGAUAUUUGGAGCACUGGAUGUACAGUAUUUCAGAUGUUGACUGGGAAAAUACCUUUUGCACAUCUAAAAGAGACAACAAUUAUAAUAAAAGGAAAUAAAAAUGAACUAUAUUUAACUGUUCCCAAAGAAUGUUCCGAAAAUGUGCAAUCUUUUCUACAUCUAGCUUGUAAAAAUAAUCAUUUAGAGAGACCAUCAGCAACAUAUUUAUUGCAGCAUGAAUUUGUAAGAGCUUGUAAAAAUAAUCUUUUAGAGAGACCAUCAGCAACAGAUUUAUUGCAGCAUGAAUUUGUAAAAGCUUGUGAAAUUAACCAUUUAGAGAGACCAUUGUCAACAUAUUUAUUGCAGCCUGAAUUUGUAAAAGCAUUCCAAACAUAUGAAAAAGAUUCUGAUCCGUCGAUUGAAGGAUUACCAAUACCUGGAACUGAAACAGACAAUGAUUCUGGUGCCGGAUCACAAGGUUGGAUAAAAAUACAGGACUCUGGCCUUCAACAGCGUUACCAAGUUGAUAGCGAAUUUGCUCUUAAGCUCAGAAUGCUACCUGCGUUGGCUUUUGUGCCCACUGAACACAUUAGUAAUGCUUUUGAUAAAUUAUCGGAAAUUUUCCCCCAAGAAGCAAUGCCGAUUGCAGACUAUUUCGAGGACUACUAUAUUGGCGGACCACAACGUCGAGGUCGGAGAAAACCUAUGUUUCCAUUUGAUAUGUGGAACAUGCUCACACGUGCUGAAGACCAUAUGCCAAAAACAAACAACUCAGUUGAAGGCUGGCACAGAAGUUUCCAGUCCAAUAUGUGA